Messenger RNA from Mugil cephalus (flathead mullet), 771 nucleotides. RefSeq lists its product as uncharacterized. NCBI's taxonomy places the organism in Eukaryota, Metazoa, Chordata, Actinopteri, Mugiliformes, Mugilidae. The record is from RefSeq and is a predicted model, not a curated record. The transcript is spliced from 4 exons. Bases 121 to 624 code for a protein of 167 amino acids.
ACCGAGGUAUUCAGAGUCGAGGAGACGAGCUGCACGGUUCGACAGACACUCGGGAUGAACAAGUGAUCGUCUCCACAAGCCCCCCUCUCGUUGAGUCAGUCCGCUAUCGUCUCAGGCAAGAUGAAGUUAGCGAUCGCUUUGGUGGUCCUGAGUCUGGGUGUGAUGUUCGCGGUGGUUUACCAGGCCGUGUUCCAGGAGAUGGCCCUGCGCACACUGAAGCUCCGAGUGGUGGACAACUCGAUGGAGGCCAACGCGAAAGAGGAAGCCAUCACGGAAGCGAAAACAAACAUUAAUAACCUUAAGACAUCGCUGGCAGAGGUCACUACCAAGAUAGAGGAGCUGAAAAAGAAGAAAGAAGAAAACGGGAAGUUGGUGCAGGAGCGUGAAGCAAACCUGCAGACCUGCAAGACCGAGAAGGAGAACAGUAUAAAGAAGAAGACAGAGAUUCAAGAAUCCAUGAACAAAGCCAAAGCCGAUUUCGAGGCAGCUAAAGCUAAAGCUCAGGAGGACAUUAAGGCGCUCAAACAGCAGGUUUUGGAUCGAGACAAAGCUAUCUGUGCCUUUGCAGAUCUAAGUAACGAGGAAGCACGGAAGCUGUGUGGACAGCCUGAAGCAGCACAGUAAAGCAAACCAGAAACGUUUAACACUGACUAAACUUUUGCAAAAAGGAGGCAUGUCAUGGACUUGUAUUUUGUAAUGAUUGAUGUUAUUAUAGCCCCACUUUUUUUCAUGAGAUCUGAUUAAACAAUGCGGUACUAGAGGUGUGUGGAA